AUGAGGAGAAGAAGGUCUCUGGUUCGAGUCCUGGCCGAGGCUAAGGUUUUUUUUUGCUAUACUGAAUGAUCUGUUUGGAAACUCUGGACCACGAUAUGAAAGGAAGAAAAUUGACUUUGAGGAGACUGGUAAGAUGGCUCAGUUGGUAAGAGUCCAUGAUGAGGAUAAGAAGGUCUCUGGUUCGGUUCCUGACCGAAGCUGAGGCUUUUUGCUGUAUUCAAAAGAUUAUUUCUCUCGUUGAAACUUCUGGGAAACGACAUGAGAGGAAAGUAGAUCGAUUUGAAGCUAAUUGGUAAGAUGGCUCAGUUGGUAAGAGUCCAAGAUGAGAAGAGUUAGGUCUCUGAUUCGAGUCCUGAUCGAGGCUGAGGCUUUUUACUGUAUUUUAAAGAUAAAAUUACGUUUCGUAACUCCGGAAAACGAUACGAAAAGGAAGAAAAUCGAUCCAGAGGAAAUUGGAAAGAUGGCUCAGUUGGUAAGAGCUUAAGAUAAGAAUAAAUAGGUCUCGAGUUCGAGUCCUGUCCAAGUCUAAGUAUUUUUGCCGUAAAAUUAUUAUGCCUGUGGUUGAAAAAUCUGGAGAGCGACAUCAAAAAAAAAUCGACUCGGAGGAAAUUGAGAAGCUGGCUCAGUUGGUGAGCGUCCUAGAUGAGGAGAAUGAGGUCUCGAGUUCGAGUCCUGACAAAGGAUGAGGCUUUUCACUCUAUUCAAGUAGAUUUCUGGUUCUUGUUUUGAUAUUUCUAGUUGAAAACUCAGAAAAAUCAGAUUCGAGUUUUUUUGCUUUUUUUUGGUUUGGAAAACAUGGCAGACCUUAGUUAGUUAGUUGAAUCUUAUAGUCCGAAAAAGGUGCUUCAAAAUUCGAAAAGAUUGGAUGUAUGUUGAUAAAAAUCCGAGAUUUGAAUGAAAAGGCCGGAAAAUGUUUUUUGUUGCUGUUCUUCUGACAUCGUGAAAAUGGUUUUCAGUUGAAAUUUCAGGAAUAAAAAACUGCUACGCAAGAGACCUAUUGAGAAAAGCUGUGGCUAAAUAUGUAGGAAGACAGUUAAAAAGGAAAAAGUCAAGAUUUCGGACAUUGAGCUGAACUGAGCUUUCUGCUCUUUUAUUGAAACAAUUACAGCGAUUUUUAUCAUAUUUAUCAACGAAAAAAAUCCCGAAAAACAUAUUUAUCAGCUGAAACAGUAAAAAAAUUUUUUAACAUCAUUUCUCCCAAUAAAACUGAGCAUUUUUCAUCAAGAUUGAAUACAAUAGAAGAAAUUAGUUUUUUUUUCUUUUUUGGUUUGAAAAGUGAGAAAAAAAAUAAAGAAGAAAAAGUGGGCGGAGUCGAUUUCGAAAAACAAUAGUGUUUAUUGCAAAUAGAUCAAACUAUAAAAUCCAGGAAGAAAAAAAAAGUUCACUAAGAAGGUGAAAAAACAAGAAAAAGAAGAAAUUGAAAUUUUCGAAGAAAACGUGCUCCAUUGAGAAACGCGGUAAAUAGAUUAAUCAUGAAAAUAACAAGAAAAAUAAAGUUUGAACGCAUGAAGCGAUGAUAAAAAUUAUCAGAAAAAAUCAGGUCGAGUUUCAAAAAUGAAGUGAAUGCGCUCCAAUGCUAAAAGGCGAGAUGGCAAUUUUGAAAAAUUCAAAAAAGUUCCCGUUGUUUUUCCGAUGGAUCACUCAUAAGUUGGAAGAGAAAAAACUGUAUUUUCAGCCGGAAGAAACAUAAAUCGUUCUACUUUCCUACUUUUUCCUCGAUUCUUUUUGCAUUUGUUUGAGGGUCAAACAUAUCAUCGAGGAUAAUGUGCCGUGAUGUAGGUGACCUCGUUGCAUAAUUCGCUCGGCUGCACUUUUUUCUUGAUUUUACACGAGAAGACAGAAGAAAAAUGUUCUAUUGGAACAAAAAAAUGAAUAUUAAAAAAAAAGGAAAAAGUUGGAAGAGGUUGAAAAAAAAUUGAUUUUUUUUAGUUUUUCUUCCAGCGAAUGGGCUAGGAAAACUGCGUUUUCUAAAAAAUCCAAAAACUCCGCUGAAAUCCACGAAAUAUUAAAAACAGAGAAUCGAAUCUCGACAUCAAGCUUCUCACCACUUCUCACCGAAAAUUGGGAACCCACACCUUUUUUCCAAAUAUUCCACGACUCGGCUUAACCUCAACCAUUCAUUCGACUCAACUAUCAGUUCAGUUCUUUUGCCCAAACUCCAAAGGCCAAAAAUCUCUCAAAGCCUUCGAUCCAUCCAAUCGAUGGGAUGAAGCCUCCAAAGAGACGACAAGCAACGGAAUGGCGCUUCUUCUGGACAAUCAGAACUGGUUCUGGCCCCCCGUCAAGCUUCUCGGCGUCUCUCACGAUCCCGUGUUCUCUCUCGAGGAAUUUCCCAUGUUUGGAGAUGGAUAGGAAUGAAAAAAAGGAUUCAAAUUACGCUAGAAGAAAAAAUUCGAGCGAAAAUCAAUAUAACGCCUUAAGGAACUGUCCUAGAACUGCUGUUUCUUGCUCCAUGACUGAAACUCGAAAAACCAUAGAAAGUAAUUUUCAAAUAUUAUGUUGACCAAUUCAGUGAACAGUAAAAAGACAGUUUUUUCGUUAUUUACCAAAAUAUUGGAAAAAAAAUCUCUGCUUUAUAGAAAUCACACGACCUUUCUGUUUUUAUCAAUUAGACAAAAAGUUAUUUCAAAACUCGUAAAUGAUACUGAACUGAACUUAUAAGCCUUCGCGUUUCUUGAAAUUUCGAGCCAAACUCCGAGCUUAAACCGAAUUACUUCAAGAGAUAUUAGCACCAAAGUUUUCGGAAACUAACGAAACACUCAAAAUGGCUAUUAUCGCCCCAGCUUCAUUGGUCAGCCAUCACUCAUCACCGUCAAGCUAUCAGCAAGUUGGCAAGUUUCAAUAUUUCCGGUUCUUUUUUCUGUCAACGGCUUCUAUCUCUUAUAUCCUUUGAUCGCCUAGAGAAAAUUGCGCCGCUGGCUAGCCAAGUGCGGUUUUUAUCCAAUAUUUUCUUAGAGAUGUCUGAAGAUACACUAUGUUUGCCAUAGUGGAAAAAAUAAAAAGCUUGUUUCUUGGAACAGAUACCGUCAGAUGGGGUUAAUAAAGACGAAGAAAUCAGAAAGAGCUCGGAAGGUGAGAAAGAAGAAUAAAAAUUCAAAAAAUUAAAUAAAAGAUACACUAAAAAAAAAGAAUGACACGCAGACGGGAUAAAAACCAAACAAGCCCGGUGAACGGCUUUAGCGUGGCUUGAAAAUCGCAACACGAAGUAUUGGCUGAAGACAUAUUGCGCAAACAGGUUGCAAACUGAGGCGGGACGAGGCAAAGACGGCGAGGGUCCUCAGGAAAGCGGCCGAGAGGAUAAGUCGAGGUGGCGACGUAGACCGAAUGAGGGUCAACGAGUUGCCCAACUGUAUUAA
Messenger RNA from Caenorhabditis auriculariae, 3356 nucleotides. The record is from the annotation of a GenBank genome assembly. NCBI's taxonomy places the organism in Eukaryota, Metazoa, Nematoda, Chromadorea, Rhabditida, Rhabditidae.